CCAAGGGAGCGGGCCUGGCAUGGGAAGAGGCUAGCUGGGCCCUGGUGGUGCCUAGGGACUGCAUGGGAGUCCCUGCCAGGGAGGGAGAGGGACAGAGGACAAGCUGGGGACUCUGGUGCUUGGGCUGGGGUCUGAGCGCCUGUCACCUCCACCAGCUCCCUCAUCCUCCUCCCUGAGGACUGAAUCUGGGACACAGAAGGGCAGAGAAUCAGGCCUGCCUUUCCUUUCCCUGAAAGAGCCUGUGCUGGCCCUGGGCAGAGAGAAGGAUGAGAAGUGAAGCUGAGUGAGGUGGGGCUGCAGGGAUCCAGGUGGGAGGGGCCCAGCCAGCCAAGGUCAGGCCCGGCCCCUCAGCAGGAGGACGGGCACUGGGGCCCUUGGGCAGGGCUGACUUGACACUGACCACAAGGGAGGCCCUUUUGCAAUAAGAGAAAAGAAGCCAGAUGGAUAAAGGAAGUGCUGGUCACCCUGGAGGUGCACGGGUUUGAGGAAGGCUCCCGGCCCCCACAGCCUUCUGCGGAGCCUGAGCCUAGCUCCCCCGACUCACCUCAACCCCCAGGUGGCCCCUCCACAGGGCCCCUCUCCUGCCUGGACGGCUCUGCUGGUCUCCCCAUCCCCUGGAGGAGAGCAAGGCCAUGGGCCGGCCCCUGCUGCUGCCCCUGCUGCCUCUGCUGCUGUCGCCAGCAUUUCUGCAGCCUGGUGGCUCCGUGGGAUCCGGUCCAAGUGGCGGUUAUGGGUUCACUCAACCAAAACACCUCUCAGCCCCUAUGGGUGGCUCCGUGGAAAUUCCCUUCUCCUUCUAUUACCCCUGGGAGUUAGCCACAGAUCCCAACAUGAAACUAUCCUGGAGACGGGGCAACUUCCACGGGGAGUUCUUCUACAGAACAAGGCCAGCUUUCACUCACAAGGAUUACUCGAACCGGCUCUUUCUGAACUGGACAGAGGGUCAGGACCGCGGGCUCCUCAGGAUCUCGAACCUGCGGAAGGAGGACCAGUCUGUGUAUUUCUGCCGAGUCGAGCUGGACACACGGAGAUCAGGGAGGAAGCGGUGGCAGUCCAUCGAGGGGACCAAACUCACCAUCACCCAGGGUGAGUCCAGCU
This is a messenger RNA of Chlorocebus sabaeus (green monkey), 1098 nucleotides long. NCBI's taxonomy places the organism in Eukaryota, Metazoa, Chordata, Mammalia, Primates, Cercopithecidae. The record is from RefSeq and is a predicted model, not a curated record.